Messenger RNA from Phoenix dactylifera (date palm), 801 nucleotides. NCBI's taxonomy places the organism in Eukaryota, Viridiplantae, Streptophyta, Magnoliopsida, Arecales, Arecaceae. The record is from RefSeq and is a predicted model, not a curated record.
AUGGCAUUUACAGACAUAAAGGGAGGCCACCCGAGGGUCAACCUGCGAUACUAUCCUUUAUAUUACUCCGUCGCCUCGGAGAUUCAGUUCCCCAGCGACCCUGCACUCUUCUUCCUGGAGAAGGACUUGCAUCCCGGCCAAAGCUUCAUCAACACCAUCUUCGGCGCCGCCUUCCUUUCUCGUGCUGAAGUCGACACCGUGCCUUUCUCCUCCGACAAGCUUUCUGAGAUACUACACCGCUUGAAUGUUCUUCCCGGUUCCGACUUAGCCAAGGAAGUAAAGAAAAAGCUCAGCGACUGCGAGGCGGCUGCCUCGGAGGGAGAGCACAAGUUCUGCGCCACCUCACUGGAAUCUAUGGUCGACUUUGCGGUCUCCAAGCUAGAGACGCAUGACCUUCAGGCUACGGGCUUCGAGUUGAUUCGCUGCCCCCACGAGGCCUUCCCAUACGCUGUGUAUUAUUGCGACUUGACCCGGGCUACCAAAGCCUUUGUCGUCACGCUGGUAGGUGAGGACGGGACGACCGCGGAGGCGGUGGCCGCAUGCCACUGUCACACAUUCGGAUGGAGGUCCGUGUUCUUCAAGGUGCUUGGCGUGAAGCCUGGAACUCCCAUCUGCCACUUCCACAAGACCACCUCGUCUGGAGACCGGUUCACAACGUUGCGUUGCACUACCAGUUAGUAGUGUUUGCUCUACUACAUGCGACAUUUAUCUGUUGUCAUUCGCAUUGAAGCUAGGAUUAUGAAUGUUAUGCUAUCCUCAUAGUAUUAUUAAUGCACUAGGAAAAUAAUUGCGUGGGCAUGU